This is a messenger RNA of Telopea speciosissima, 2250 nucleotides long. RefSeq lists its product as uncharacterized. The coding region runs from base 1 to 2250 and encodes 749 amino acids. The record is from RefSeq and is a predicted model, not a curated record. Gene Ontology annotation, molecular function: zinc ion binding. The transcript has 5 exons. NCBI's taxonomy places the organism in Eukaryota, Viridiplantae, Streptophyta, Magnoliopsida, Proteales, Proteaceae.
AUGAGUGACUGUGGUAUGACAUUGCAAGAGGUUGGGAUGUCUACUAGAUAUGUAAGUAGGGGUCGUGGAUUUCUUAGGGCAUCUUCCACAAGUGGUACCAAUAUUGCAUUUGAACCUGUUGCUUCACCUACCAAGCUGCCUGACAAGGAAGUGGAAGAAAAUCAGAUCAUCAGUGAUACAUCCGAUGAUGAAUGGGAAGCUGGAGAGUCAGAUGAAAUAAGUGAGAGUCAAAGCAAUAGUGAAAAUGAUGUUAGUGAAGAAGAGUUGGAGAAAGAGGAUGACAGUAAUGAUGACCAAUCUGAAUGUCAAUCAGAAGAAGGGGAUAAUGUGGGUGAUGGAGAAGGGGGUGUAGACCAAAAUGUCACAUUUAGAGUUGGUCAAGAAUUCAAGAAUGUGUAUCAUUUCAGGGAGGUCCUAGAGGAUUAUGAAGUUCAAGAGGGCUUCAAAGCUUUGAGGCACAAGAAUGAUAAAUCAAGAGUAACUGCAAUAUGUGCUGGGAAUGGGUGUGCAUGGAGGAUCCAUGCUUCAGUACUGCCUAGUGAUCAUAUCACAUUUGUGGUCAAAACACUUGUGGACAAGCAUACAUGUAGGGGAGAAGUUAGCAACUUGAAUGUAACUUCAAAAUGGAUAGCAAAGAAACUUGCUUCCAAUUUUAGGGCAGACCCUGCAAUGAGCAACAAGGUAAUGGAAAAUAUGUUGAAAGAGAAGUACAAUGUGGAUACAACUAAUAUGAGGCUGUACAGGGCAAGAUGGAGAGCCAGGGAUGAAAUUGAUGGGAGCCAUGCAAAGUCAUUUAAUAAGUUAGAAUCAUAUGGGGACAUGAUAAAGGCAAAAAACCCUGGCAAUUCAUAUGUUAUCCAAUACCAGAAUGGAAAUAAAUAUGGAGAGGAGGAUGCAUAUGGGGUGGUGAGAGUAAAUCCACAGUUCAAGCAUAUGUAUAUAUGUUUUGAUGCAUGCAUACAAGGAUUUUUUAAGGGAUGUAGGCCAUUCAUAGGCCUUGAUGGGUGUCAUCUUAAAGGUUUAUAUGGAGGAGUCUUAGUUUCUGCAAUUUCAGUUGAUGGAAACAAUGGGAUAUUUCCAGUUGCAUAUGGAGUUGUAGAAUCUGAAGGAAAUGACAGUUGGCUAUUCUUCCUCCACCAUUUACAUGAGUCCAUUGACAGAUGCAUAGAAAAGGUUUACAAUGGAAGACCAACCCUUCAUGAUAUACUCACAUUCAUGACUGACAAACAGAAGGAUCUUAUUGAAGCAAUUUCAACCAUUUUCCCAGAAGCAAACCAUCGACACUGCAGCAGACAUCUAUACAACAAUUUCAAGAAAGUUUUUGGAGGUGGGCCUGUAUUACGAGGUUAUUUCUGGGCAGCCAGCAAAGCAUACAAUGUUUUUGAAUUUCAAAGGGCCAUGGGGGGUAUGAAAGCAGAAAAGAAUGAGGCAUAUGUAUGGGAUAAGCCAAUCCUUACCUUAAUUGAUGUAGUCAGAUAUAAGUUGAUGGGUAGGUUACAGAAAAGGUUUUCAAAGGGUUGUAACUUUGAAGAAGAGCAUAUCACUCCAAGAAUGAAAAAAAAACUUGAUGAUUUGCAGAGAGGUGUCAGAUAUUGUAGAGCAACAUUUGCUGGAGGAGAUAAGUAUGAGGUACAGGAUAACAGUGGUACGUAUGUGGUGGACAUGGCAAAUAACUUCUGUGAGUGUGGGAUCUACAUAGCAACUGGAUUGCCAUGUAAACAUGUGGGAGCAUGCAUUCAAUAUAAAAGGGUACCUCUUCAGCAAUUCUGUGAUUCAUACUACUCAAAACAGAGGUAUAUACUAGCUCAUGAGGGGAUGAUUGAUCCAAUGUCUGAUCUAAGCACUUUAGCAGAUAGAUCCCUACUUCCACCACCAAUGAAGAGGUCAAUUGGUAGACCAAAUAAGUCAAGGAGGAGAGAACAAGAUGAAGCACGUAAAGAAGACAUUAGGAAGAGGUCUAGCACUUUGAGAUGUAGCAAAUGUAAAUCAUUUGAUCAUAAUAGGAGGACAUGCAAAGGAGGUCCAGUUGCUGAGAAGAGGAAAUCUACUUCUAAGAAUAAGGGGUCCUCUCAACAGAGGACACCUAAGAAGGGAACCAGCUCUUCUCAGCCCAGCUCCACUCAGCAAAGAUCCCCUCAGAUGUUCAGUUGCUGUCUAGGAGCAGUCCAUGGAGCUGAUAACUUACUGUGUUGGAGGUGCAGUGUUUUGGAGCUGAAGGUUGGAGGAGUUGAAGUGGAGUUGCAGUGUUAG